This is a messenger RNA of Neurospora tetraspora, 792 nucleotides long. RefSeq lists its product as uncharacterized. The record is from RefSeq and is a predicted model, not a curated record. NCBI's taxonomy places the organism in Eukaryota, Fungi, Ascomycota, Sordariomycetes, Sordariales, Sordariaceae. The transcript is spliced from 2 exons. Bases 1 to 792 code for a protein of 263 amino acids.
AUGGAAGUAACGGAAAUACCCCCCGGCAUUAUAUCCUCACACAAAGCUCUCCUCUUUGGCAUCCCUCUCGACCACGCCUCCACCGCACCCGCAGUCCGCCCCUGUCUCGAGCAGGCGCGAACCUGUGUCGCCGACCUCGAGGACUUGAUCAAGCUCUGCAACGAGAACUUGCCUCUGCUCAGGACCAAACCGGCCAUCUUUCAGCGGACAAGCAACAUCAUCGAGAGGGCAAGAGGGGAAAUAGCACAAGUAUGCCAGUUGUUGGAAAGGAUGAUGGUGCGGCCUGGCUCAUCUGAAUCGUAUAAUGACCGUGACGGCGGUGGCCAGGGCGGCGCCCAGAUUCAGAUCUCUUUUAAAAAUCGCUGGGGACGACUAAGCACCGAUGCUCGGAACCUUAUUAACCACGAACAACCGCUUGUAGCGAAGGAGCAUGGUGCUGUGGUUGGCGAGUUGAAUUUUGUGAGGCAGUUGGUGCUUAUUGCUCCUACUAUUGUCAAAGGACCAGGAGCAGGAUUAGACCAUCACGGCGGCGGCGAGCGGCGUGCUAAAACGACCGUCUGGGAUAACAUGGGGCUUCUUGAUGAGAUAAUAGGGGGCGGAGGCGGAAACCGAAAUCCAAGUCGAACAACAGAACAGCAACAGCGACAACAAACAUAUGUCAACUCCAGGCUCAAAACCACAUCCGCUCCCGCCUCAGCUGCGCCCCUCCACUUCAUCGUUGUCGUUGUUGUCAAAUGUUCCUCGACCCUCGACCAACGCCUCGAGUACAACUCUGUGGAGUCCUACUACUGA